Molecule: messenger RNA, 1706 nt
Organism: Solanum tuberosum (potato)
Lineage: Eukaryota; Viridiplantae; Streptophyta; Magnoliopsida; Solanales; Solanaceae
Product: phospholipase D Z-like
Exons: 7
Coding region: 90-1613 (507 amino acids)
Molecular function (GO): catalytic activity
Source: RefSeq, a predicted model, not a curated record
UGUGCCGGUGAGGGUAAAAAUCAUUGGGAUUUGAAAAUUGCAGGCCUUUUAUACCGAGAGAAAGAUAGAGAGAGGUAAGCAGAAGCAGCAUGUGCAUAAUCACUAUUUUCUUCCUUUUUCUCACAGCAACAACAAGAGCUGAUGGGUCUUCCAAAUGCAAAGCUUGGUUGGUUCAGUCUAUUCCCACUGAUAUGCCCAAACUUGCUCCUGUUGCCGGAGUACUUUCCACCGCGGAUGUUCUUCAGUGGCUGGCUGGAAACUCUUCAAAGAGUUUGGACAUAAUUGCACAAUAUUGGCAAUUAGUACCACGUCCCACUGAUCCUCGUUCAGGGGAUUAUGGAUAUUCAAAAGAGGAGUUACAGAGAUUUGGUGCUAACGAAGGGUUGAAAGUCUACAAAGCAUUAGAAAAUGCUGCAAAUCGCAAACUUCCAAUUAGACUUUUACAGCAUUCUGGAGUUUCUCCCGAUUACACGGAAGAACCAUCCAACUUAGCUUCAGGGAGGCCAAAUGUAAAGAAUGUUACAUUGCUUCUUAGCGACUGGUGGGGAUCAGGUGUAGUUCAUGCUAAAGUUUGGAUCUCAGACAGUAGAGAUGUUUAUAUUGGGUCUGCAAACAAUGACUGGAAAUCUCUUACUCAGGUGAAAGAAGUGGGAAUAUAUCUCACUGGUUGCUCAGAAAUAGCAGAAAAGGUUGAAAUCUACUAUAACAAUCUUUGGAAACUUUCCCACCUUAAUGUUUCAGCUUACACAAGAUCAGUUUGGGAUCAGCAAUGGCAGAUUAAUCGCAAGGUUCCAUGUUGGUCCCAUUUUACAAAUCCUAAAGAAAGGUGCAGAUCACCACUUCCCAAAUACGUGGAAAUUGCUCAUGUCUCUGGCUACCCUGUAUUGUCAGACCCAAACAUGUCACACAUUUCCAUAGAAACACCUGGAGUCAAUGAUUCAUCUUCCGAUCCUCAACCCAACUAUCUUUCAUUUGCUCCUCCAGAGCUCUUGUUUGGUCAGUACCAAACAGAUGAACAGGCUUGGGUGGACACCAUUAAAUCAGUAGGAAAAGGAGGAACAGUCAGAAUUAACACCAUGGAUUGGCUUGGUCAGUCAGGAUACACAAAAGAAACAGUUUAUUGGCCAUCACUUUCUUCAGCUAUUUCAGAGGUUGUCUUCUCCAAGGGCGCAAAGGUUCAAAUACUGGUCGCAAAGUGGGCUCAUUUUAUAAACAAUACAGAUCAGUAUCUGAAGUCCCUGCUUUACUCCAACACCCUAUGCUCUUCUUCAAAGUACAACCACUGUUCUGGUAAAGUUGAGAUCAAGUAUUACAUUGUUCCAGGAUACAAUUCAACUGGACCUGCAGCACUUAAUGGUGCUGCCACUGGGAAUAUGUAUCCUGGCUAUACGCGGGUUAAUCAUGGUAAAUAUGCAGUUAGUGAUGUGCGUGCACACAUAAGCACCAGCAACCUGGUGUGGGACUACUUUUAUACCACAGCAGGUGUUAGCUUUGGGACAUACCAACCAGCCAUUGUUUCACAACUUCAAGAAAUCUUCAAUGCUGACUGGACUUCGCCAUAUGCAGUGCCAGUCGAACCUUUGGAUGAAGGUCAUGCUUGUUCAAGCCGAUGAAAAAGGAAAAAACAAGAUUGCCCCACUGUUCUUCUCAGAACCCAAAAGACAUAAGAGAAUGAUUAAAGGUCUUAAAGCUUUUACUUCUCUUUU